Penaeus monodon (black tiger shrimp) is the source of this 855-nucleotide messenger RNA. RefSeq names its product CCR4-NOT transcription complex subunit 4-like. Gene Ontology annotation, cellular component: CCR4-NOT complex. The record is from RefSeq and is a predicted model, not a curated record. The coding region runs from base 115 to 504 and encodes 129 amino acids. Gene Ontology annotation, biological process: protein ubiquitination. Lineage: Eukaryota; Metazoa; Arthropoda; Malacostraca; Decapoda; Penaeidae. The transcript is spliced from 3 exons. Gene Ontology annotation, molecular function: ubiquitin-protein transferase activity.
CCGCUGUUCCGACGCAUGCGCAGAACCCGUGUUUCCUCAACCUCAACUUUGCCACCAACUUCAGUCCUUAUUUUAGUUGUGAUCCACUAUCGGAUAUAGGAUCAACUUUAAAAAAUGUCGGUGCUAAACUUAAGUGAGGAUAUGGUGGAGUGCCCACUGUGUAUGGAGCCGUUGGAGAUGGAUGACCUAAACUUCUUCCCGUGUACGUGCGGGUACCAAAUAUGUCGGUUCUGUUGGCAUCGGAUCCGGACAGAUGAGAAUGGUCUCUGUCCUGCCUGUCGGAAGGCCUACCCUGAAAACCCUGCAGACUUCAAGCCCUUAUCGCAUGAAGAGCUGCAGCGAAUAAGGCAGGAGAAGCGUCAAAAGGAUGCGCAACGUAAGCAAAAGGUGACGGAGAACCGAAAACACCUCGCCAAUGUCCGUGUGGUGCAGAAGAACCUCGUGUUUGUGGUUGGUCUCUCUACGCGGCUAGCAGAUGCGGAGGUGAUUUGCUUUCUUAUUUGAGUUAUAGAAGAGAAGAUUGCCAUUCUUCAUUUACUCAUCCCACAUUAUGUGCAAACUUUCUCUUCUUUGGCUUUGGUUUUCUCCAGAUGUUUCCAUAGAGAAUAUAAGAUCAUAGCUGUGGCUGCAUGAAACCUUUGUACUAAGAAAUCAAAAAUAACUUAUGAAACCUCAGUUCCUUUAUGAAUGGAUCAAGUGCAUUUGUGUUACUACAUGUCAGAUCAGUAGGUUCCUUUCAUGGGUGCCCUUAUUACUAUAUUUUACAAGGUCAUAAAGCAGACUGUAUCUCAAAAACAACCAUGUUGAUUAGCUAUCAGGAGUGGCAUCAGUUUUGUAGCAUCAAUGAUAUGCAAA